GAUACUCUGAUAAAGAUUUCCGUAGAUCUCUUGAGCCUAAAGAUAAUGAAAGAGGAUACUCUGAUAAAGAUUUCCGUAGAUCCCUUGAAUCUAACAAUAAUGAAGGAAGCUACUCUAAUAAAAACUUUCAUAGACCUCUUGAGCCUAACAAUAAUGAAGGAGAAUACCAUGAUAAAAAUUUAAGAUCUCUUAAAUCUGACGAUAAUGAAGGAGGAUAUUAUGAUAAAAAUCAUUAUAAAUCCCAUGAAUCUGAUGAUGAUGAAGGCGAAUACCAUAAUAAAAAUUUAAGAUCACCUAAACCUGAUGAUAAUGAAGGAGGAUAUUAUGAUAAAAAUCACUAUAGAUCCCAUGAACCUGAUGUUAACGGAGGAUACUAUAAAGAAAAUCUUUGCAGAUCUCAUGAACCUGUAGAUAAUAAAGGAGGAUAUUAUAAUAAAAAUCCUUAUAGACCCCAUGAACCUGGCAAUAAUGAAGGAGAAUACCAUAAUAAACAUUUAUCUCUUGAAGGAGGAUACUAUAAUAAAGAUCCUUAUAGGCCUCAUGAACCUGGCAAUAAUGAAGGAGAAUACCAUAAUAAACAUUUAUCUUUUGAAGGAGGAUACUAUAAUAAAGAUCCUUAUAGGCCCCAUGAACCUGAAGAUAAUAAAGGAGGAUACCAUAAUAAAAAUUUAUCUCUUGAAGGAGGAUACUAUAAUAAAGAUCCUUAUAGGCCCCAUGAACCUGAAGAUAAAGGAGGAUACCAUAAUAAAAAUUUAUCUCUUGAAGGAGGAUACUAUAAUAAAGAUCCUUAUAGACCCCAUGAACCUGAAGAUAAUAAAGCAGGAUACUAUAACAAUCCUUAUAGAUCCCAUGAACCUAACGAUAGUGAAGGAAGAUACUAUAAUACAAAUCCUCACAUAUUCCAUGAAUCUGACAAUAAUAAAGGAGAAUACUAUAAUAAAACUCUUUAUAAAUCCCAUGAACUUGACGAUAGUGAAAGAGGAUACUAUAAUAAAAAUCCUUAUAGUUAUAGAUCCAAUGAACCUGACGAUAAUAAAGGAGAAUACUAUAAUAAAGAUCCUUAUAAGCCCAAUAAACCUGAUGAUAACGAAGGA
Messenger RNA from Racocetra persica, 1094 nucleotides. The record is from the annotation of a GenBank genome assembly. Lineage: Eukaryota; Fungi; Glomeromycota; Glomeromycetes; Diversisporales; Gigasporaceae.